GUAGCCUACUGAUUCGAUGCGGUGUGAAAAUGGAAACGAAAACGGCAGAUGAAUCGGUCGAUGGGCCAUAUUAUCUCGAAAAAGUCUAUAUACCCUUGGACUCUGAGGAUGACUAUCAAUACGAAGAAAUUCUGGCUGACGACAUGAUCAGCAUAACCGAAGGCGAUGAAGAUCUAGAAGCAGCCGUGAAAGCUGUGAGAGAUAAAGAUGAUGACUUGAUUACACAGAGGGUUAGCUCGGCAAAGCAGCCAGUUUCCCAUAUUCCUGAGGCUGUUGACGACUUUUUCCGUAACUGGCUCGUGGAAAUGGGCAUGACCAGGACUUUAGAUUGCUUCCAGACAGAGUGGUACGAAAUGCAGCAAAGAGGCUUGUUAAAAAUAGGCCAGGUGGAUUUUGUUCCUGAUGCCUACUCUCACAACCAGCUCCUAGACAACGAGCUCAGAAAUGUUCAGAAAGAACGAAACAGCUACAAGCAAGCAGCCCUUAAAGCAGCUGAAACGCUCGUUAAACUUAACAAAGAGAGGGACUUCCAUCGUUUGCAACACAAGCGAGUGGUUCAGGAAAAGAACAGACUCAUCGAAGAUAUCAAAAGACUGAAAAAACACUACGCAUCUUAUGAACCUGCCCUCCGGCAGCUGACCGACAAGUAUCAAGUGUCGUUGAAACAAAAGAUGCUUGUCAGUUUGGAGAGAGACCGAGUCCUUGGCCACGUGCACAAUUUGGAGGCAACUUUACGCAACGCGCACUCCUCUCCAGCGUUACGCAGUGUACCUAAGCAAGGAAAUGACAAAAAUCAGCAGAAUGCAGAGAAAGGAACAAAGCCUCAGAACAACACCGGAAGUCCCUGCAACUCUGCAACAGAUCUGAGCUCAAACACUAAACACCCCAAGGAUUCAGAGUUCCCUGCCAGCAGCCGUGUGAACCCUUACCUUCCCCAGAUCAAGGCUGUAAUAGCACAGGGAAACAAGAGCCCAUGCUGCUCAUUGACCACUUGUGUGAAGGCCCACAGUAUGCCAAUCAGCUGUCUUGCGCUUCACCCUCGCAAGAUGAUUGUGGCCACCUCGAGUGAUGACCACCGGUGGCGCCUGUGGGGGCUGCCCGCUGGGGAGAUGAUCAUGACAGGGGAGGGCCACAGCGAUUGGCUCUCCAGUUGCUGUUUCCAUCCCAAUGGCGGAGGUCUGGCCACUACUGGGGGCGACACCACUGUGAAGAUCUGGGAUUUCGCCCAGGGCCGCUGCGUCCUGACGCUGGAAGGCCACACCCACGCCACCUGGGGCUGUUCCUUCCACUCCUGCGGAGACUUUGUGGCCUCCUGCUCCAUGGACAACACCACCAAGGUGUGGGACCUGAACAGCGAGAGGUGCCGCUACACUCUGCGUGGCCACGUCGACUCGGUCAACAACGUGGUGUUCCUGCCAUUCUCCAACACGCUCCUGACCUGCUCCGCUGACAAGACCCUGUCACUGUGGGACGCGCGCACAGGCCUUUGCGCCCAAACCUUCUACGGCCACCAGCACUCUUGCAACCACGCCGUUUUCAACAGCCUAGGAGACACGAUAGCCUCCUGCGACUCCUACGGGGUGGUCAAGCUUUGGGACGUCAGGAAGGUCUCCGCCAUGCUUAGCGUGGACACCGGACCUCACCCCAGCAACCAGGUGACAUUCAGUCCGUGCGGGCGACGCCUGGCUGUGGCCAGUAACGACAGCACGGUGAAGCUGGUUGACCUCGCCUCGUCGCAGGUGACCAGUCUGACCGGACAUGAGGAUGCAGUGCAGAGUGUAAUUUUUGAUCACAAAGGAAAUAUUUUGAUGUCUGCAGGAUCUGAUGGUACCAUUCUAGUCUGGUCUUAGAUAUACUUUCUAAGAAUAAAGCACAUUAUCAGUUGAGUAAAGGUGUUUGGAGCUGUGUUUACCAUGAUGGCCUUGGCAACACAUCACUCCUUGUGUUUAUUCUCUAUGCUUCAUCAUAAACGAGCAAGCAGUUAGUAUAAUUAAAAAUGCACUAGAUUGCUGAAAAUGACAAUAUUCUAUGAUUUGAGUUUUACAAACAAUAAAAUAAAAUCGUAUUUCUCUGGAAACAUGCAUGUGAAGCUCACUCAAAU
This is a messenger RNA of Sardina pilchardus (European sardine), 2101 nucleotides long. Its product is annotated as sperm-associated antigen 16 protein. Lineage: Eukaryota; Metazoa; Chordata; Actinopteri; Clupeiformes; Clupeidae. The transcript has a single exon. Gene Ontology annotation, molecular function: protein binding. Gene Ontology annotation, biological process: axoneme assembly. The record is from RefSeq and is a predicted model, not a curated record. Gene Ontology annotation, cellular component: axonemal central apparatus. Bases 30 to 1850 code for a protein of 606 amino acids.